AUGGCUCCUUCUAUCGAUCAAAGCAAGGCUCAGCCUACAGUAUCAGUCAUCGACACAGACAGCGCCACCACGAUUGAGACAUCAGUCGCCGACCUCAGCCUCUUCGAACAAUUACCAAAAUCAACCCAGGAUCAACUUGAAGAUGCUGCUCUGGAGCUCUCUGACAAGAUGAACUGCAAGAUCUUCAGACAAGAAGUUAGCCCUACAGAUCUCAUUCCAACCAGCAUGGCUCUGGCUCGAAUGUCAAGCCUGUUGUGUAUGAUCGCGCAAGAGCCCACCGCUGCAGAUAUCACCGACGAAUUUCGAGAGGAACACCUCAGAGAAGCCAAGCGGAAGUCCGACGAGAGCCAGGUCCUCGGUGAGCAAGGCAAGCGACCGAAGGGAAUCACUCUAGCAUCGAAAAUGUUGUCGAAGAAUGAAAAGGCUGGUCCGUACAAGGUGGAGUGCCGUUGUGCUAUGGCGCAGUGGUUCCGAGUUCUUGAUCAGGACAUUUAUGCUCUCUUCCCAGCGGCUAGGGAGAAGGAAGUCUUAUCGCCUGAAAUGCAGGCGGCGAUUGUGGCGCGAGUGACGACUGAGGUGGAGAAAGCGAACUCGGUGCUAGAGCUGUGGAUGGCGGCUCCAAAAGAGAGGGAGAAGCGGAAAAAUAGCAGUCCCUUCUCGUCCUCGUGGAAGUCCAGUCUUCCUGUGAGAAGUAGUAAGGCUUUUAUCAAGGAGGUCUUGGAGAAGACGGCCAAGCGAUGGAGAUUGAUUGGAAGAGCUCCGAGGAGAGAAUGUGCAGAUGCUUGGCAGUUUUACAACCUUGACAGAGAGAUCGAUCAUCUUUCCACUCGUUUCCGCUUCAAAGCGAAGUUGUAUCCAACAAUGACUGUGCCGAGCACCACAGGAAUGCCCACGAUGUACUUGACCACAGUGCGGGCUUGGGUGCGGUGUUCCUCGGACAUGGCUCUGCCAUUUCGAAUAGCUUCCAUGCCAGGACGUGUGGCGCUGAGCUCAGAUAUGAGAUGUCCUAAUGAUGGGCCAGAUAGCGAGACUUUAUGCUGUGCUCCACCCAUAGUUGUCUCGUCAAUAAUCUUCUUACGCCUAGGCGGCUUCGUGGUUGUCGAUGCAGUUCGGGCAACUAAUGCUGUGGCACCACGAGCUGUCGAUCUUCGCAAAGCAUACGGAAGCAUUGUCACUGACAGAACAAGAGAGAGAGAGGAGAUAGUGUGUGAAAGUCACCAGGUCGGGUCUGUGCUGAAAACCUUCUCCUUCCACGCUUCAUGUCACCACACCAACUUCAUCAGCAUCAGCAUCAGCAAUCAUACAUCGAUACAAGCCUGA
This is a messenger RNA of Pseudocercospora fijiensis CIRAD86, 1320 nucleotides long. RefSeq lists its product as uncharacterized. NCBI's taxonomy places the organism in Eukaryota, Fungi, Ascomycota, Dothideomycetes, Mycosphaerellales, Mycosphaerellaceae. The record is from RefSeq and is a predicted model, not a curated record. Bases 1 to 1320 code for a protein of 439 amino acids. The transcript has 4 exons.